Messenger RNA from Lactuca virosa, 2542 nucleotides. NCBI's taxonomy places the organism in Eukaryota, Viridiplantae, Streptophyta, Magnoliopsida, Asterales, Asteraceae. The record is from the annotation of a GenBank genome assembly.
CUAAUAAAAAUACACAGAGGGGAGAUUUGUCUUUGUUGUACGUCAUCCAGAUUUAGCUUUCUGGUUUCGCUCGCUAGGGUUUCUCUUCACAAAUCUCAAUCUAAUCGAAGAACAGAAAGAGAGACCAAUAGGCGGUUACAACUAGGGUUCCAGUUUGUUAGAUUUUUCUGCUCCCUAUCUGCAACAUAUUUAUCAAUAAGAAUCCUUUUGUAUCUUGAUUUACAUGAAUGGAUACAAGUUCAUGCCUUGAUGAUCUCAACACCCUCUCAUCCUCUUCUUUACCGUCUCAAAUCCAUCAAAAUGAUAGAAACGUGCUUCAUCUGUUGGCAAGAAGGGAGAUAGCUCCUAGAACAGCAAAAUGCUUGCCAAAAAGGCAGUGGGGAGAAGUUUCUAAUCACAAACAUCAGUCAUUUGUUAAACCUGAAAGCGAAAGAGUGAGGAACUCAAGACGCGAGCUUCUUUCAUGGGUGGAAGCUGAGUCCCUGGGAUGUUUAUCAGCCAAAUAUUGUCCUUUGGUCCCUUCUCCUAGGUCAACCAUUGCAGCUGCAUUUAGUGCAGAUGGGAAAAUUCUUGCUUCUACUCACGGUGAUCAUACUGUUAAAAUUAUCGAUUGCCAAACUGGAAAAUGUGAAAAGGUGUUGAGUGGUCAUCGAAGAACUCCUUGGGUGGUUAGAUUCCACCCAUUGCAUCCAGAAAUAGUUGCAAGUGGAAGUUUGGAUCAUGAAGUUCGAUUAUGGAAUGCAAAUACAUCGGAAUGCAUAGGGUCCCGUGAUUUUUACCGGCCUAUUGCUUCAAUUGCCUUCCAUGCUGAAGGAGAACUUCUUGCAGUUGCUGCAGGCCAUAAGCUGUAUUUGUGGCAUUACAAUAGCAGAGGAGAAACUUCCUCACCUACUAUUGUAUUAAGAACAAGACGAUCUCUUCGUGCUGUUCACUUCCAUCCACAUUCGGCUCCAUUUUUGUUAACUGCCGAGGUGAACGAUCUUGACUCUUCAGAUUCAACAAUGGCACCGGCGACAUCUCUUGGUUAUCUGCAUUACCCCCCACCCGCUGUAUAUAUGGGAAACAUGCAUUCCAUUGAUCGUCUAAGUUUAGCUGCUGAGCUUCCAUUGAUGCCUGUGCCUCUCUUCUGUUCUCCUGAUUCAAGGCCACAACUGCAGAUUGGAAACAGAGACAACACACAAUCGGAUCGGCUUCAAGUUCUUGCAAAUGCAACAGAACUGUAUGAACAAAUGAUGGCUUCUUCUGUUCCAACUGAAAUGCAAAUGGAUGUCACUGAGGUACAACCACCACAACUUCCAGAUGACUACAGGGAAAGCGGUCCUUCUAAUAUGGAUACUUCCGUGUCCGUGGGUCGACCCACGGACGAUCUGUUCAGAGAACGUGUGUGUUGGGAGUUGCCUUUCAUGCAAGGAUGGUUGGUGGGUCAAAGUCAAAGUCAAAACCAAGCUGAACAUUCUGGUAGUGGUGAUAGGGGGGAGGCUGUAGAGGCUUCGUUAGUUGUACCAUAUGGUACAAGGGAUGUUUCUUCAAAUGCUGCUGCUUCAACUUCUUCUUCUUCUUCUAAUAGGGUAAGUGGUGUGAUGAGUAAUGAUGGAAUUGGAGGUGAUAGUUUCCCUAUCAUUAGCAGAAUACAGUCUCAGCUUUCUGCAUCAUUAAGUGCUACUGCUGCUGCUGAGUUGCCAUGUACUGUAAAACUAAGAAUAUGGCCUCAUGAUUUUAAAAAUCCUUGUGCUUCACUCAAGGCUGAAAAAUGUCGUCUCAUAAUACCACAUGCAGUACUUUGUAGUGAAAUGGGGGCGCAUUUUUCACCAUGUGGGAGAUAUCUAGCUGCUUGUGUGGCAUGUGUACUUCCACAGUUUGAAGAAAGGGCGGGAACAUCUCCAACAAGACAUCCCAUUUCUGCUCGCCAGGUCAUGUAUGAACUUCGGAUAUAUUCGCUCGAGGAUGCAACUUUUGGUACUGUACUUAUUUCGAGGCCGAUUAGAGCUGCUCAUUGUUUAACAUCUAUUCAGUUUUCGCCAACUUCUGAACACAUAUUGCUUGCUUAUGGUCGACGUCACAGUUCCCUUCUUAAAAGCAUUGUUAUUAAUGGGGAGACCUCAUUAUCCAUCUACACAGUUUUAGAGGUAUAUAGAGUUUCAGAUAUGGAACUUGUGAGUGUGCUUCCGAGUGCAGAAGAUGAGGUCAAUGUAGCUUGCUUUCAUCCUCUUGCUGGAGGUGGUCUUGUUUAUGGAACCAAGGAAGGCAAACUUAGAAUCCUUCAGCAUGAUGGUGGUCAUGCGCCCAGACCUGAUCACUUUUUUGAAGCAAGAGCAGUUGAGUAUUUCACAUCUCAGGAAGCUAAAACUGAUGCAGCCAGGUGAUUUUUUUUACCAUCUUUCGUGUGUAGCCUUCCACAUGUUUGAGCAUUUGCUUGUAUUUUAACAACUUGUUGUAUACACCCAUAAACUAGUCAUUACAAAUGGCUACACUUUGGAUCAAUGUAAAUUAUUAAUUACUAGUUUGUCAACUUUUGCUAUUAAUAUAUUUUUGUACUGGUCAA